AUGAUAGUCCCGGUCGAUGUCGACAGACUGAAAUAUCCCAGAUACUUUAAUCCCCGUGUAGAUUCCGAUACGGAGUCCGAGCGCUAUGAGACGGUUUACCCAGGAUGCAUUAGGGCGUUCCACCCAAUCGAAAGGUGCCAAACUUGGGCGGAGUCUUGCGUGUUCCAUUGAAGGCUCCGAGAACGUAUCGUGAGUACAUAGCAGGCUGGACGUGAGGUCCUCUUAUCCUCUGAACCACAACUUCGUCGGCACCGUUGGAAAAACACAAAGGCUGGUCGACACCAACUCUUGAUCAACGGGUAAUAUUCCUGUCAGCACAACGCACGUACGUCUCAAAAUGGCGAUAUCUACGGAGCUGGUGACUUUUCUCAUCUGGGUCAGCAUCUUAUCUUCGUCUCAAGGCGGCGGCAAGAAAGGACUUGUAGGCAUGAAUCCACAUGAGUACCUGCACAAGUUUGGGUACAUCAAACCCCUGAAACAAGGUGUUCAGCACGAGCCAUCCACCUGGGAGGAGGCCAUAAGGGAUUUCCAGGUGAUGUCCAACCUCCCAGUCACCGGUCAACUCGACACGGCGACCAUGACCAAAAUGAAACAGCCUCGUUGUGGUGUAGAGGACAACGUCGGCACGGGCCUCCUGGGAAAGGGUGAAAGGUCAUCAACGUCAGACAUGCGCAGUAGGUUCGAGGAAGACAGCCGGAGAACCAAAAGGUACACACUUCAAGGUGAGAAGUGGACUAAGACGCACCUGACGUAUUACAUCGUCAACAACGCCAGCAGUCUACCGUAUGAAGACGUGAAAGCGAUCCUGAACAGAGCCGUGCAGGUCUGGGCAGAAGUUUCUCCCCUGACGUUUGAAGAGAAGCGGGAUGGUUGGGCGGACCUGUACAUCUACUUCGCUCGGGGGGAGCACACGGACGGCCCGGAGAAUGCAUUCGAUGGUCCCGGUGGGAUUCUCGGUCACGCCUUCUUCCCGACCAGUGGCCACGCCCAUUUUGAUGACGAAGAGAAGUGGACCAAUGAGGGGAAGGAUGGGAAGAACCUGUUUAUGGUGGCCGCUCACGAGUUUGGCCACACCCUUGGACUGGCUCACUCUAACGUAGAGGAGUCCCUGAUGUCUCCGUACUACCAAGACUACAAAACCGACUUCAAGAUGCCGUAUGAUGACGUCAUGGCAAUUCAGCAGUUGUAUGGUAAAGUGGACGCUGACAGGUACUCCGCCAACUACCUGCCUCCAGCCGGGCCCACCCCAACAUUGCAUGACGGGACCAACUCGAUCAAACCGCACCUGCGCCCGACGCGCAAGCGCAAGAGAGCUCCUAACGGCUGCAAGGCCAAAUUCGACGCCAUCUUUUUAGGUAAACAAGGACAGACAUUUGCCUUCCGCGACAAACACUUUUGGCUGAUCGAUGAUGAUGGCAUCUCCUUCGGCUACCCGAAGAUGAUCAGGAAACAAUGGCCGGGUCUGAAGGGACACAUAGACGCUGCCUUCACGUCAAUCUACACCAAUAAAACCUACUUCUUCAGAGGCCGUAAGCUGUGGAGAUUUGACGGCUUCACCCUGGACGAGGGCUACCCGAAGUCGACGGUGCGGACUGGCCUUCCCGCCAAACCUGACGCCGCCUUCGUGUGGGGAGGGAACGGCCAGGUCUAUAUCUUCAAGGGCGCGGAAUUCUGGCAGUUCAACGAGGUCACGGAGCGAGCGGACCCGGGCUUCCCGCGGAAAAUUCGCGCCACAUGGCUGGGCAUCGCUAAUAACAUCAACGCCGCGCUCCAAUGGAGGAACGGACGGACUUACUUCUUCAAGGGAGAUCGGUACUGGAGGUUCGAUGACGUCAUGAGGAGGAAAGCCAGGGGUUACCCGAGGUCAAAGGCGCAGGCCUGGAUGGGGUGUGCACGAGCGGACCCAUGAGAUAUAUACUUUUAUAUCGACUUGCAUUCUAGGGAGACACUAUAUACAAGAAUCAACAGAAAUACGACAGCAUACCUGUAUAAAGAAUAGUAUUGGAAUGAUAACACUUUAUUGUGGGGAGGGGUACCAUUACUCUCCAAGCAGAGGUUAGGCUCUGGCUGUUUUUUGAAGUUUUUGAAGGCGUUUUUAUCGGGCUUUCUAUUUUGUACUGAAAUCUCGAUGUCUCCCGGAAAAAAUAGAAAGCCCGAUGAAAACGCCCACAAAAACGUUAAAAAACAACCGGAGCCUACCCUCUGCUUGGAGAGUGGGGUAGCAUUGUUUUCAUGCAGUUCCUUUUUAGCAUUUUACAAUCACAUUUUUGCUUUUUGUAUAAAGCAGUAGUCUAGCCAUUUGUGUCUUCCAUAUAUUAGUUUGAUGGGGAAAAUUCCUUUAUUGUCACUGUGAUUAAACUCUUUGUUGCUGGUGACGGUUCAGAAACAUUACUUUAGACAAAAAUACAGAAAACAAAAGUAACUGCCACGAAAUUUGUAGCCACAAGUAAUAGAAUCAACUGGAUUAGCGGUUGCAAUUUCAAAUCCACUUAUAUCGCGAUCGGCUCAAUAAAAGUAAUGUGAACAAGAACUAGCGGCUAAAACACCAUUUCUUCUGAAAAAACGAGAGAACCCUAAGAAAUGGCGAUAGAUCAUUACAUUUCCUGUUUACGUUCUUUCCAUCGGGCAGGUUGUCAGAAAUUGGGAAAUAGAAGAUUUAUGUGUAAGAAUAGUUUUGGUUUGGAGAGUCACGGGCCACCCACCGUGUCGCGAACUUGACCGGGGAUGUUUUGAAACUCGACGCUACUGUUCUGGGCCGCAGAGGAAACCGCACACGUUACGGGGGAAGGAGAAAGAAAGGAGUGCUUCUUGUCAAGAAAACGAAUGUUUGGAUUCGUGCCACUUGCCAAUAGCAACGUUUCCCCCUGCAAAAACGCAACUCGGGACUUCAGAUUUAAUUAAAAACAUGCCUUGUCAGGCAACAGGCUAAAGGAGAAGCUUGCCUUCCGUAGUCUGGGUACCAUCCUUCGUGGUAUCAAACCGCUGGCUCAAUCUUUUCGUUUGCAAGUGUGGUAAGUAAGAGAAAAGAUGUGGUUACUACAGACGAUGGUACCCAGGCUUCUAGUAUGCCUUCCAUUCAAUUAGGACUAUUACUAUCAGUGAUGUACGGGAUUUCAAGUCAGUAUGUGCCAUGGAAUGCGGUAAAGGGAUAGUGAGAUCAUUUACCGGAAACAGUACUUUUUGACCAACGUAACAUUAAAAGCACGUCAACGGUUCCGAGUACGCAUGCGGCAGCAACAUGAACUGUGGGUAAUAUGUGAAAGCUGAUCAAAGACCUCAAGACUUAAAAAAGCACGUCUGGACAUUAUUGUGCAAACCGAAUGAGUGGUUGAGCCGAUCUGUUUACACGUCAGGGGCCCUCACCUUUGACUUACAUUUGGUGUCGCUGUAUAAGUGAACUUGGAACCCUGAACGUGGUUAUGAAUGCUUAGGUCACAUUUCCAAACCGGGGCCCGGCCGGGCAGUAUGUCGGAACGAAAAGUAGGAUAAGACAAAAGACAAUAAAACACGCAAAAAAAAAAAAAUCAUCAAUUUCAUUUUUUGUUUCGGAAAACAGCCCGGCCGGCCCCCUGUUUAUAAAUGUGACCUAAGCAUAAACCGUAAAGUUUUGUAAAAAAAAA
This is a messenger RNA of Branchiostoma floridae (Florida lancelet), 3620 nucleotides long. RefSeq names its product matrix metalloproteinase-2-like. Bases 338 to 1909 code for a protein of 523 amino acids. Gene Ontology annotation, cellular component: extracellular matrix. The transcript has 9 exons. The record is from RefSeq and is a predicted model, not a curated record. Lineage: Eukaryota; Metazoa; Chordata; Leptocardii; Amphioxiformes; Branchiostomatidae. Gene Ontology annotation, biological process: proteolysis; collagen catabolic process; extracellular matrix organization. Gene Ontology annotation, molecular function: metalloendopeptidase activity; zinc ion binding.